AUGAGAGAAGUCAACUUCAGUAUCCCGAAUGUCAACAAGGCAUCUGUGGGCAUCACAACUGCCCUGUAUGACCGCCGGGCGCUUGAUUGUACAUCGACCCUCCCCCUGAUCAACUCCCUCAACCACCUCGCAUACCUCACGACAUCUUCCGCGCGUAUUCGAGAUAUUUUGACUGUCGACGGAGGCAUCGAACGGCUCGUCUGCAUCCUAAAACAGGGCAGAAGCAAGGAUAUGAUGGGAAUGUGGAAAUGGAACCUAGCAUUUCAGUGCGUUGUCAAUAUUGGUGUGCGCGGAACGGAAAAUGUGCGCACGCGUGUUGUCGAGGCUGACAUGGUGCCUGUCAUUGCAACUAUACUUGACAAUUACAUAAAAGUAAUUGAUCGAUGCCGCGAGAAGGCAGACGAGGCAAAACAGAAACAGAUACACGAACAUCAUCACCGACACCGCAGCCACGAUCACCGCGUAUCGUCCAGGUCCUCGGGUCUCUUCGCUAAUAGAUCUUCACGCAACGAGACCGAACAAAGAACAAUACGGAGACAGGGGCUACCACCAUCGAUAGAUGUUACAGCCAGCUAUGCGGGACCAUCUACUGCCGCUCAUCGCCAAGGAGCAGUAUCUUCCUCAGCAUCGUCACCUGCAAGGUCAGGGACAUCGGAUCGUCUCGCAGUUACGCCAACCCGCCCUCGUCACAAUUUUCGAGCGACCGAGGGCCAGACCGCCGCAAGUCGACAAGCUGUCCAAUCCCUAGCACCUGCUGUCCCGCUAAUGGAGGCUAUUGAUGGUCUUCUACGUCCUGUCAGAGACGCUGAUCGAUUAGCAUCCAUGGCACUCCUAGGGCAGUCCGAACUUGUGUCCCAGCCAACUUCCCCGACAACGCCGCUCCCCCCUCCUCAACUACGCUCUCCGACCGUGAUACCCACUGCCACUAUUGACGAUACAACUCCACAGCGCCGCAGGCCAUCGAUUCGUCAUCAGAACUCUACUGCCGAAGCCGAUGAUAUUAACAAUGAUAGCAUGCCAUCCGACGAAUCGCCAGAUGCUGAGAUGACUGGAACCGGAGACAUGCGGUCGGCUGUCGGAAUCCAGGACAUCACCAUGGAUGAUGGCGAAGGAAUGUUGGCUACCGAAUCUCUCGAAUUAGCUGGUGCAGCUGUCUCCGAGGCGCAAGAUACCGGUGCUUUCAACAUCACUCACCGCUCUCCCAUUGAUGGAAGUAUUGGCAGUGAUGUAGCUCCUGCUACUGUCCCACCCAUUGGGCUGUCUCCAAACCGCCCGUCCAUGGUCUCGCCACCCCAGCCAAACGCGUCAACGUCAUCGGUGCCAAGAUACCUGCUCGAUCGCCAUUUCGUGCCAAACCCACAGAUGCUGGCAGUUAUGCCGAGGGAAGAAGAUGUCCUCAUGUCACUUCAACUUCUUGCCUACGUCUCAAAAUACUGCGGGCUCCGCUCAUAUUUCCAAAACAGCCAUCUGGUUCCCAGGCUCGCCAUUGGCAAGGACCUCGCAGCUCUCGAUGGCGAAGGUGAUAGCGAGGAGAUUGACGAUUGUGUGGCCGUCGACGAAGAAUAUUUGCUACCAAAUGACUUCAAUCUUUUCCCACUGGUUGAAAAGUUCACUGUCAGAUAUCAUAGCACUGACAUGCAAUACUGGGCUGGCGUGGUCAUGCGUAAUUUAUGUCGCAAGGAUGAUACUCGCGGUGGUAUUCGACAGUGCGCAUACUAUCAAUGUGGAACCUGGGAAGAAUUUCCACGACAGUUCGCGAAAUGUCGUCGUUGCCGUCGGACGAAAUACUGCAGCAAGGAAUGUCAAAAGAGCGCCUGGGCUUUCCAUCGCCACUGGUGUGUCGCAGCUUCCCAAUGA
Molecule: messenger RNA, 1857 nt
Organism: Cordyceps militaris CM01
Lineage: Eukaryota; Fungi; Ascomycota; Sordariomycetes; Hypocreales; Cordycipitaceae
Product: MYND domain protein (SamB), putative
Exons: 1
Coding region: 1-1857 (618 amino acids)
Biological process (GO): establishment or maintenance of cell polarity; ubiquitin-dependent protein catabolic process
Cellular component (GO): MUB1-RAD6-UBR2 ubiquitin ligase complex
Source: RefSeq, a predicted model, not a curated record